Pleuronectes platessa (European plaice) is the source of this 2282-nucleotide messenger RNA. RefSeq names its product zinc finger MYM-type protein 1-like. The transcript is spliced from 3 exons. Lineage: Eukaryota; Metazoa; Chordata; Actinopteri; Pleuronectiformes; Pleuronectidae. Gene Ontology annotation, molecular function: protein dimerization activity. The record is from RefSeq and is a predicted model, not a curated record. The coding region runs from base 1 to 2139 and encodes 712 amino acids.
AUGGCGAAUAUUACAGCUCAGAGCAACUCCAUCAUUUCAUUUAGAGAAUUACCAUUUAGUCGUCGAAGCAAUCAGGAAAAAUUGGCUGUUAAACAAUUAGGACCACCCCGACCAAAUUUAAAUAUAAAACAAAUAUCAAAGAAAGGAGGCAAGUCGUACACCAGGGGAUUUUCGCGGUGCUGGUACGAGAGGAAAAACUGGCUAGCAGGAUGCGAGCUAGCCAACGGACUCUUCUGCUACCCCUGCGUCCUCAUCCACCCUGAUGGCUGCACCACGGAAACACCUUGGACUACAACAGGUUUCAAAGAUAUGCAUCAUCUGUCCGAAAAAAUAAAAAAGCAUGAAACAUCGAGGAUCCACAUUGACAGCUGCUUAAAACUGUCAGCGUUUGGGAGCGUCAACAUUGCUACACAGUUGGACGAUGGCUACAGGCUAGCACUGCGUCGGCACAAUGAUGAGGUGGGAAAAAAUCGCCACAUUCUGGGCCGCCUGAUCGACGGUGUUAAGUUCUGCGGUGUAUUCGAGUUGGCCUUGCGAGGCCGAGACGAGAGAUCCAGCAACCCCGGAAUUUUUCGAGGAUUGGUACAGUUAAUUGCAUCCCUAGAUGAAGUUUUUGAGGAGCAUUUAAAAACGGCCACCGUCUUUAAAGGCACAUCCAAGACCGUCCAAAAUGAGCUGCUCAACUGCAUGGCAGCUGUCAUUAGGGCACGCAUUACGGAGGAGGUGAAGUCGGCCAGCUUCGUUGCGAUACAAGCUGACGAAACAACGGACGUCUCGACUCAGACUCAGAUGGUCAUGGUAUUGCGAUACAUUGAUGGGAGCCAUGCUGUUCAAGAGCGUUUUUUUGAGUUUGUCCCCCUCUCGUCUUCAACGGCUGACUCGAUUGCCACUGCUAUUAUGGAGAGACUGAACAGUCUAUUCACCGAGGAAGAGAGGGGUAAACUCAUCGCGCAAGCAUAUGACGGGGCCAAUGUGAUGAGAGGAGAGAAGGCUGGUGUGCAGCAAAAAGUGCGAGAGCAUUACAAAAAUGCACAUUAUUUACAUUGCUAUGCACACCAGCUGAAUUUGAUCAUGCAGCAAGCCACUUCUCAGGUCCCAGCAGUGAGGGUUUUUUUCUCGGAUCUGAAUGGCAUUUCUAGCUUUUUUAGUCGGUCACCCAAACGCACCACCAUCCUCGACCAGGUUGUUGCACGGAGGCUGCCAAGAGCAUCGGCCACAAGAUGGAACUUCAACAGCAGGGUCGUGAACACAGUCUAUGAGAACCUAGAUGACCUCAUAGAGUGUUUUGAAGCCAUCAGCACAGACGGCUCAUUUGACUGCACCACAGUGAGGGAGGCAUCUGGCUACCUGAGGAUGCUGCAGGACGAUGACUUCAAGUUUUUCCUGCAUCUAUUUCAUCAAAUCAUGCCUCACGUUGACAUUAUGUACCAACAGCUGCAGAAGAAGGACAUUGAUGCAGUCUUCAUCAAACGUGCUCUGCAGAGCUUCACAAGCAGUGUUCAAGCCAUACGGGACCAGAGCUCAUCUCCAGAGCAGCAGCAAGUAGCAGCAGGAACUACAGGAAAAAGGAGGGCCUUGGGAGAGCAAGACAAGCAGAGGCUGUCUAAGGAGGUCUGUGACACCAUCUUGGGCCAUGCAAACGAGAGGUUCUCUUUCACAAGCCACCUUGUGAGUGCAACGCUGCUACAAGGAGACCUGUUUGAGCAGUACUGCCAUGUGUUCCCUGAUGAGGCUCUGAACACCACUGCCAAGGCAUACCCCAUGCUGAAUAAGGCGAAGCUCAAGACUGAACUGUCCCUUAUCUACGAGAGUCCAGAUUUCAAGGGCUGCAGUGGUGCAUUGGCACUCUACCAGGUUCUACAGAGGAACAACCUCCACGAGACCCUAUCUGAGACUGUGGCUCUGUUGAACAUCCUCAUAACCACUCCCAUGACAACUGCUGAAGCUGAGAGGUGUUUCUCGACCUUAAAGAGAAUCAAGACAUUCCUGCGAAACUCAAUGGGACAGGAUCGUCUCAAUGCUCUGGCCAUGCUUUCCAUGGAGAGGGAACUAGUCAGGAACAUGCCUGAUUUUAAUGAGAGGGUCAUUGAUCACUUUGCUGCUUUGAAAGAGAGACGAGCAAAAUUUCAAUACAAGUGAGAAAUGUUGUUUUAAUGUUGUUGUGUUGUUGCACUACUCAAAUGUUGAAUUGGAAAUAGCUGUAUUAAUUGCAUAUCAUUAGCCAAUUUUUUUGUUUGCUUUGUAAUGUACAUGUGUCUUAUGGGUAAAUUCUUGUUAAAUAG